GCUGUCAAACAAAUAUCAUGAAGUUGACAAUCAAAUUAUACCACCCUGACUCUUUUGAUUUUAUUAACGUUUUUUUAUAAGGAACAAGACACUAUUUUUAUUUUAUUUGUUAUAAAAAUAUUAAGAUGUUCGGAGCCUACUUCAAAUCAAAUUACUUGUUACCAAUACCAUGUUUCUAAGGAAUUUAUUAAAUCGAUAACUGUAUUAGUUCCAAGGAUUAGUGAUCGUGUGGGUUUCAUCAUGGCUAGUCCGAAUCCAGAUAAUGAUGCAGCUUCCAUAUUUGUCCAUAAAAGUGACAACAAGGAAAGGAAUUUUAAAAGUCCUGAACGAGGUGAUACAUCGACACGAAUAAACUCUAGUGUCAAACCGAGUAAACCAGCGGAAAUAAUUACGGUUAAAGACUUCUUUGAUUUUAUGAAAACGGCAUAUCAAGUCUAUGAGCAUUUAGAAGGCAAUGAAGACGAGGCUAAAAUAAAUUGGGAGGCACUUACUAAAUUGACCGUCAUAAAUCAUGUCAUAGAACCACAAGAGAGAGAACUUUUGAGGAAUACGGCACAUACAGAACAAAAGCCAAUAACCAGUAAAAGCGAUACAGCUUUAGAAAAGAAAACUAGCGAGAUAGUGCUCUUAGAAAAGCGGUUUAGUUACAAUGAUAUCGAAAGCAAAAAACGUUCUAUUCAUGGGGAAAUCAAAGUAGAGAUGCUUGGGGCCUGGACAGAGGCCAAUUUAAACUGUAAAUUAAACGAUGUAAUCAACGAAGGAAUUUUAGACUCCAUUUUACCCUAUUUAGUUGGAUAUAAAAAGCCGUCAAAAACUACAAGCGUUUAUACGCCUAUUAUUAAAAAAUCUAACAAUGAAUCAGAUGUGAAAAAACCUGCUAGUUUUGGAGGCUUCGUUCACGAAAAAGAGUCGAAAGAUCGAUUAGGGAGACGUAAAUCUUCUAUAAUUGCAAUUCAGGAAAAACUAAAUCAAAAGCAUGAGGGUGACGUUGAAAUUCACGUGUGCGACGAAGUGAAAGGUUUGAAAAAAGACUUUAAGUGUCCUCAAAAAUUACUUGUGUCCAAAAUGGGUUAUUUUGCUGACGUAACCGCUGGCCAGAGACUUGAAGAUAUGGAUAUAUCAGUACAUUGUGAUAUACAGAUUUUUGAUUGGCUUAUGAGAUGGGUGAAACGAGAUACUAUUCUCGUCGCUGAUUGGCCGCUGUUGGAUCCUCAUAACGUUAUACCCAUACUUGUGUCGGCAUCAUUUCUUCAGAUGGAGCCACUUUUGCACGAUUGCCUGAUAUACUGCCACGCGCACAUGAACGACAUUGUUAAAACGUCCACCAAUCUUGCUUGUUUGAGCGAUGCUCUGCUAACCAGGUUGGCAGCAAUGUACACGAACGCGGAGCUGGAGGCGGUGCGCGACCGACGCGACAAAAUCCAGUCGCGGCUGUACUGCAAACUGAUCCUCUCUCUGGCAGAACCUGUACCGGAGACCCUUCGCGGACACUACGCCACGCUCGCCACAUUGUUUAAAUGUACCAAAUGCAACAAGCUCCUGGGACGUCACGUGGCGGAGCAAGUGCCCUGCCAGCCCUCCAGCAUGAGAAUCGACCGCCGCGGUAACGUUGUUUCUGCGCACGCCAAAGACCUUUCUUGGAGCCUGAACGAGUACAUAACGUGGCUAUACGGAGAGCUGCGGUCAUGGCGCCGCGUCUACUGGCGUCUGUGGGCUGACUGCCACUUCCUGCGAUGUCAGCUUUGCGACACAUACUUCCCCGUGUAUCAGAUGGAAUGGUGCUCGCAUCACGAGCAGAGCGCGGCGCUGGUAGCGGGUGAUGCGGCGGCUGGCCGCUACCCCUGUUGCGGACAACGCGCCUACCGCUUUGAAACUCUACCCCGUAACACUGGUUGCCAGUUCCGGGAGCACGUGCCGGAGGAACGUAAUGCGGGCGAGGCGGCUGUGGUGGCGCUGUACGCGCGCUUUCGCGACCUCAUCGCCAUGCGUCCACCGCACCUCGUCUACCCCGAGCGACUUACUAGAUUCGUUGCCAGAGAGCCAAAUGAAGAAAAUAGCGGUCGUUUGCAAUGCAGGGAAGUAUUCUGGUGGGAGGGCAUUCAGCUGGUGCCACCUCGACAGCCUCUCGGAUUGCUGGGGAAGCUGUACACUAGCAACACCAAAUUUAACCCGAGCAUUCGUCCCGGCUCACCGUCUGUCUCCAAGACACAGUCACCGCCGCAAAGCAUCGGCGGAACCAGCAGAGCCAGCACGAUAUCAUCUUGCCUCUCUGAUCAGCGCGAGCUCAAGGCAAAGUUAAUAUCCGAAUCCGGCCCCAAGAUCAAGCAAGGCGCGUCCGGGUGCGGCGACGUGUCGGGCAGCGCGGGAGGCGCGACGGGCGUAAGGGGGGCCAGCGUUCGCGGAAGUUCAGCGGGCAGCGAGCAGAGCGCCAGCUCUGAUAGCGACAGCGCCAACAGUGACGAGGACCGGCCGCCGCGCCGCCCACAGCGUCCUCCGCCGGUCACGCCUGCUAGGUCUAAGAAGGGGCGCGUGGUGGGUCGUCAGUGGCUGCCUUCGGUGUCGGCACGCAGCAAUCAGGACGGGCAACGCCGAUACGAGGAGCGCGCUGCGACUCAGAUGCGCACCGCGCUCGCUCGCCGACACGCGCAGCUAGUGCGGCCCAAGCCCACACCAGGAGGUGUAUACGCGCGUCUAGAGGCAGAGUGGCGGGAAAAGUACGCGCCGCGGCCUCGCGUUGCCAUCUCAGCGAGGCCGCGCCCAGCAGUCGCCAAAUAUAAAUGAAAAUAUUUCGAAAUCAAUAUACUAAAAAACGUCACUGCAUUGUUUUAACCUUAUUUUGCUGUAAUUUAAACGAUUUGAUACUAUUUUCUCUUUACUUCAACAACC
Molecule: messenger RNA, 2886 nt
Organism: Papilio xuthus (Asian swallowtail)
Lineage: Eukaryota; Metazoa; Arthropoda; Insecta; Lepidoptera; Papilionidae
Exons: 17
Coding region: 241-2781 (846 amino acids)
Source: RefSeq, a predicted model, not a curated record